AUAUGGAAUUAUGCGUGACGGAAAAGAUUGCUGGGUUAAUGCGAGUUGUUAUCGCAUUUUGUUUUGUUGGUAUUGGCACUUCCUUGUUUGGUUUUAUACUCGAUACAUUUGGUCCUUCAAAAAGAAUUUUGAAAAUAAUUCGGCGGCAUGGAAUUGGGAAUAUUGUCACAGUUGUACUAUGUGCGGCAAUCAAUUUAUUUUGCUACUGGAUAUCAGACUUGAUAGAUGAACAUCUAAAUGCCAACAAACGGGGCACAGGUAGUCUAGUAAAAGUACAAUUUGAUAUAGGAUAUUAUUUAAUCGCUGGAGCCGGUGGAUUGUCUGUUAUCGUUGUGGCAACUAACAUGUUACGUAGGUAUCCUAUGUACGAUGACAGUGGAGAUGACGGCAUUGAUGAUUGGGAAAAUGAGUUUGUCAACCUGCCUGCUUCGUUUACUCCACCUCCCCCUCCACCUCCUGCAUACACUCCCUGAAGACAACCCCUUACCUCAUCAAGCCUUGUAUGAAGGUAGCGAAAAUGACAGCAGUGUAGAUUUCUUUAAUUUAACCUGCCACACAUAUGUACUUGAGAGUUCACAGUUGGAACUUAUGGUGUUAUCUGCUACUGCUGUAGCUGGGAUAAAGCAUAUAUACCAGGCAGAAUUUGAUACGUGGAACAAAAUUGGCAACAAACAAGCUGCUCUCUGAUUGGCCUGAAUGUAAGGUGUUAGGGUUUGGUAGCCAAUCAGGAAUAAUCUUGUAAGUAGCUCCACAUUGACUCCAGUGUUGGGGAAAACUU
Messenger RNA from Saccoglossus kowalevskii, 778 nucleotides. RefSeq names its product transmembrane protein 127-like. The record is from RefSeq and is a predicted model, not a curated record. NCBI's taxonomy places the organism in Eukaryota, Metazoa, Hemichordata, Enteropneusta, Harrimaniidae. Gene Ontology annotation, cellular component: membrane. Gene Ontology annotation, biological process: negative regulation of TOR signaling; negative regulation of cell population proliferation.